AAUAAAUCACAAUUUUAUUCCGUGGAUUUACAAGCAUUUAAAAAGUGUUGAUACAAUUUUCAUUAAAAGUCCAGUAAAAGAGGCGAUAGUUACCGUAAAAUAAUCUUCUGUUACGAAAUUCCUGUUCAGAAUAACAUUUGCGGUACCUUUAAGACUCAAAAUGCCUGAGCAUUCCCUCGAUGACGGUCUUGAAUUAAUAGAGGAUAAUUUCUCGUCAAACUCAAUUGCCAGAUGUGAAGUAUUGCGUGAUGAUCACCAUAAUGGCACUGGCGUACGCCGACAGAACAUUGUCGAUAUUGAUUUUUCAACUUAUAAUCAAAUCAUUGAACCUGAUCUUAAUGAAUUUGAAAGACAAUUGGAGAUCGAUAGAAUAAAUAGACAACAAAUUGAAAAUCUCCAAAAUAAUCUUUUGGAGUACUUUCGUCGACCAACUCAAAAAUGUCGUAUGAAACUCAAAAGUACUUCACGAAAAUCAUGUGAAAUGAAGGUUCCAAAUAAUGCAGACUUUUAUGAUCCAUCCCAAUCAGUCGGACGUAAAGUCAUAAUUAAGAUUGUAAAGCUUAAAGAACCAGAGAAGGCAAAAGUCAUUGAAUCUAAGAUUUCAAAAGAUUGUAAAUGCGAUUCGGAAUCUGAGUGGAGUGAUACUGAAUCAAUCUUUUGAACUUUUGUCAGUUCAAAAGUUUCCAUGUUAAUGUACUAGGAAGUAUAUAAUAUAUUUGUCGUAUGUAAAUAUAUUUAUAUAUAGUAUUUAUUAAAGAUAUUUUUUUUCAUAUUUUGAUAUUGACAUCAUUUUGCAUAUCCAUAAAAACCCACCUCAUCACUAAGGAAAAAGAGCGACACCUAAUAAAUUUAUGAACAAUAUCAGAAUUUUUACUAAAAAAUAAAAUUGU
Teleopsis dalmanni is the source of this 890-nucleotide messenger RNA. RefSeq lists its product as uncharacterized. The coding region runs from base 161 to 661 and encodes 166 amino acids. The record is from RefSeq and is a predicted model, not a curated record. The transcript is spliced from 3 exons. NCBI's taxonomy places the organism in Eukaryota, Metazoa, Arthropoda, Insecta, Diptera, Diopsidae.